CACUGAAUAUAAGCGGGCUGCUCGUGCAGUGAGAGGCACAUUGGCCUCUAGCUGGCAGUGUCUUCUAGGAGAAGAUCAUUAUUCCUGGGACUCCUCAGGCUGCAGAUCUCACACAGCCCCGGUGCCUCCUCCUGCUGCUGCCUCCCUGUCUUACCAUGGAUCUGGCUCUGCAGGCUGUAGCCUCCUGAAAUGUGCUUUUUUGCAAGAAGGAGUUGACCAUUGUCUUGUGCAAGCCUGGAGGGCAAAAGGGACCUGGAAGAGACCAGUAGGGACUCACACUUGCUGGGGAGCUAUCCUGGACCCCUCACACCAUGGUUCUCCUCUUGAGGCAGACGUCCUAACAGCGAGUAAAGAUUAUAGAAGACAUCCGGAUUGCAGUCGCCUUUGACGCUUUGUAUUUCUUCGCCUGGAUUUUUGUGGCUCUGAAAAUGAAGAUUCAACUAUUAAUCGGGACAUUACUAACCCUCAUUCUGCAUACGGGGAUCUGUCGGGGAAUCAAGUGGCUAGCACUGUCCAAGACUUCUGCAUCCCUGGCCCUCAAUCAGACCCAGCACUGCAAGCAGCUGGAUGGCCUGGUCUCCUCGCAGAUGCAGCUCUGUCGCAGCAACCUGGAGCUGAUGCAGACCAUCAUCCAGGCGGCAAAGGAGGUGAAGAAAUCCUGCAUUAAAGCCUUCUCUGAUAUGAGGUGGAAUUGCUCCUCCAUAGAACUGGCACCAAACUUCCAUCAGGAUCUGGAAAGAGGGACCAGAGAGUCGGCCUAUGUGUACGCUCUGUCAGCAGCUACUAUCAGCCAUACUAUUGCAAGGGCCUGUACGACUGGGGACCUCCCGGGCUGCUCGUGUGGGCCUAUACCUGGGGAGACGCUGGGUCCAGGCUAUCGAUGGGGAGGAUGUGCCGACAACCUCAAUUAUGGUGUUCUCAUGGGCUCCAAGUUCUCAGAUGCUCCAAUGAAGAUGAAGAAGACUGGAUCUCAGGCCAAUAAGCUGAUGCACCUCCACAACAGCGAGGUGGGCAGGCAGGUGCUGAAAGCCUCGCUGGAGGUGAAAUGUAAGUGUCACGGAGUAUCGGGAUCCUGCUCCAUUAAGACGUGCUGGAAAGGUCUUCAGGACCUUCGAGAAAUCGCCUCGGACCUUAAAACCCGGUAUCUAUCAGCGACAAAGGUGGUUCACCGGCCCAUGGGUACGCGGAAACAGCUGGUGCCAAAAGACCUGGACAUCCGGCCAGUGCAAGAGACAGAACUUAUAUAUCUUCAGAGCUCGCCGGAUUAUUGCUUGAAGAAUGAAAAAUUGGGAUCACACGGGACUCAAGACCGACAAUGCAACAAGACAUCGGUAUGGAGUGACAGCUGUGACUUAAUGUGCUGCGGCCGAGGGUACAACCCUUACAUGGACAAAGUGGUGGAGAGAUGUCACUGCAAAUACCACUGGUGUUGCUACGUUACCUGCAAAAAAUGCGAGAGGACUGUGGAGCGAUACGUUUGCAAAUGAGCAGCCCCGCAGCAAGCGAGGAAACCCCCCGUGAAAGUGCAAACCAAAGUACUAUGCGCGAUCGGAGAGUACUUUCCUUUAAUCUGGUCUUUGCAUGGACAAAGUCGUCUAAAAAAACAAACAAGUGUGCCAAAUCGGAUUUAUUAUUAUACAGAGUAAGGGGGGGGGAAAUAUCAGACUUAAUUUUUUUGGGACCGACAUGAAUGUUUUUUUCAAUUUUUUAAAUAUAUACACAAAGUGAGGACUCCGAGCGCAGUUGGAGUAGGCCGACUGCCCCCCGUGUCUGCCAGAUUGUAAAUACUCACCAUUUAAAUGACUUUCCUCUCCGCGGCGCUCACCCACUGCUGUUUAACAAUGAUGAAGAAUGAGGGAUAAACCUGUGAAGAAAAAAAAUCCUGGACUUUAAGGAAUUGAAGCCCCCUUCGUUUAUAUAUACCCCAGUGGGCUCCAUCUGGGAAACUGUCCGAACCAGAGUGCAAUGAACCCUCAUUAAGACUCACUUUAUCAAAGAUUGUUUACAUUCUCCGGAGUUCCGUAACAGAUCGCAUCUCAGCUCGUCACCCAGGCAACAGUGUCCGGCCACUGUCGGUGGAUGUACAAAUUUUUCAUUUGUCUGCAGAACAAUACAGAGAGAUAUUUAUGAAUAUAGCAAUGGCUUCUCUUUCUCCUACCUUUUUAUAAAUAUAUAUAAAAUAUAAAUGUAAGUAAACAGCUUAAAGUUUGUAUGAAUAAAAGCUAAAAAGAAAAGGUAAAUAUAAAAUGGUUUCUACAAUAUAUUUUUAUAUUAAUUUUCUAUGCUGUUUUAUGAAAUACCACUUGUAAAUAUACAACUUAAGGUUUUCAUAUAGGUAAAGAGUGUAGACUUUAUUUUUUUUCUUUCGCGGAUGAAGUCCGUCUGAUUCAUUGGUGGGGGCGGGUGGGAGAUGUAUCGUACCUUGGGGAGAGAUAAAUUGGAGAGAGAUUAAGUACAGGACGAUCGGUUUCUAAAUGUCAUUUUACAGGCUGUAAAACAUUUUUAUGUGAUCUCUUUCCAGUUUAUCUCUCUCCAAGAUUUGAUACACCUCCCCUCGUAGUCUGAAUAGUAAACUUGGCAAAAUAUAAGAAGGGAUGCACCCACACACAUCAGCACUAAGGGAUCUAUUUACUAAGCCUUGGAUGGAGAUAAAGUCAACGGAGAUAAAGUACCAGCCAGUCGGCUCCUACCUGCCGUGUCUCCAUCAAAGGCUUUAGUAAAUAGACCCCUUUGUCACUAAUAUAACCCCCCCAUUAUUCCAUCUAUUAUCUACAACUCAGUUCUUGAUUACAGUGUUAAAGGCAGAUAAUUUGACAUUUGCUAAUUAAGAACUAGAUGAAUAAAAUAUAAAGAAAUUAUAUAUUUUAAAAAAAUAGAUUACCUAUACUGAAUAUUAACGUAAUAACACACAUAGAAUAGCUACAGUGUUUAGGUCGGCACCAAAUGGUCGACAUGCAGAAGUUCAACAGGUACAGUCGACAGAUAAAAGGUCGACAGUGGUUAAGGUCGACAAGUCCAAAAGGUCAGCCGGUUCAAAAGGUUAACAUGAGAAUUGUCGACACACAACUUGUCGACACAAGUUUUUUCAGGUUUAUUGGGUCAAAUCUUGUAUGUUUGAUAUGUCACCACCAUCAGUUGAUACAUGUACCCUCGCUGGAUCGCUUUGCUCGCUCCGCUCGCCGCAAGUUACUAUUCCCAAUUGAGGGCCACGUGUAUAGUAAAUCAUGAAAAAUCUUGGGAAAACAUGAAGAAAACUAAAAAAAUGUGUUGCCCAUUUGUGUGUCGACCAAUGCCAUGUCAACCUUUUGUACCUGUCGAGCUAAUGCAUGUCGGCCAUAUGGUGUCGACAUGUUGGACUAUACACUAUCUUAUCUAUAUACAGAAUAAUGGGAAAGACAGCACUCAGUGAAAGAUCAAACAAAGCAAAUGACAAAUGGUGGUGCAAGGUCCCAAAAAGGGUUAAUAUUGACACUCACUAUAUACGUGUAUGUAUGUAUAUAUAUAUAUAUAUAUAUAUAUAUAUACACACUCACUUUUCCCAGGUAAUGGAAAAAAUAAAAACCAGC
Pseudophryne corroboree (corroboree frog) is the source of this 3566-nucleotide messenger RNA. It is a transcript of the gene WNT11, whose product is annotated as Wnt family member 11. Bases 429 to 1487 code for a protein of 352 amino acids. Gene Ontology annotation, cellular component: extracellular region. The record is from RefSeq and is a predicted model, not a curated record. Gene Ontology annotation, biological process: canonical Wnt signaling pathway; multicellular organism development; neuron differentiation. Gene Ontology annotation, molecular function: frizzled binding; cytokine activity. NCBI's taxonomy places the organism in Eukaryota, Metazoa, Chordata, Amphibia, Anura, Myobatrachidae. The transcript is spliced from 6 exons.